Messenger RNA from Rhopalosiphum padi (bird cherry-oat aphid), 941 nucleotides. Its product is annotated as complex III assembly factor LYRM7. The record is from RefSeq and is a predicted model, not a curated record. Gene Ontology annotation, biological process: mitochondrial respiratory chain complex III assembly. NCBI's taxonomy places the organism in Eukaryota, Metazoa, Arthropoda, Insecta, Hemiptera, Aphididae. The coding region runs from base 257 to 643 and encodes 128 amino acids. The transcript is spliced from 5 exons.
CCAAAUGUAAAACCAGAAUAAAAUAUUUUGGUAAAAAUAAAAAUUUUUAUUUUGCAUAAGCACUGAGCAGUAAUUUUAGCUAACUUAGAAUUCAGUAUUUAAUUUUGAAAUCAACAAUUGUGUCAUGAAAUUAUAUGAUUCAUAACACAUUUUAAAAUUAUACCAAGUGCCUACUACUAAUAUUUGUUUAUAAUUUUUAUGUUAUAAAUCAUAUACCUAUCUUUAACAAUUUUAUUUAUUUGCCCAUUGUUAUAGUAUGGCAUCAAACGAAGUAAAAAAAAAAGUACUUACUACUUUCAAAUUAGUGCAUAAAGCUAGGUUACUAUGUUUUAAAAAUGAUAUUCAAAUGUUAAAUGCUGCUAAACAUCAAAUUAAUGAAGAAUUCAAAAAGAAUAAAAGUGUCACAGAUCCUGUUGUAGUUCAGAAUCUUUUAACCUUUGCUCAAGAUGUUGAGCAUGAACUAAGAACACAAGUAGUUCAAGCAGAAAGAGUUAAUGAAAAAAAAUUUAAAUUGAAUUUAGACCCAGAGCGUCAUACUAUGGAGAAUAUACCAUAUGUUGAAUUAGAUGAUGAAACAUAUAAAAAAUGGAAAGAAGAAAAAAAGAAAAAUAUCAAAAAAAAAGAAAAGUGUUGCUGCGAUUAGAUUUUACUAAAUUGUUUUUUUGAUUUUAAAAGUUCCAAACAUUUAUAAUGAAUUAAACACAUGUAUAGAAUUGUAUUUACAGUAAACCAGUAGUAUAGUAGUAUAUUAUAUAUUAAUGUCUUCGUCACACAUUUUAUUCACUAGUAUGUUCAUCAUUCAAACUAUAUAUUGAUAUGUGUGGUUAAGAUACAUGAGCUUAUAUAUUUGCAGCAUAUUUCCAUGAACCAUUUGUCACCAUUAGCUGGAAAUUUAGGAAAUUAGUAUUAGAUGUAAAUAUAAAUAUAUAAUUAUAAUUUUA